Molecule: messenger RNA, 1690 nt
Organism: Tigriopus californicus
Lineage: Eukaryota; Metazoa; Arthropoda; Copepoda; Harpacticoida; Harpacticidae
Product: phenoloxidase-activating factor 2-like
Exons: 5
Coding region: 121-1617 (498 amino acids)
Biological process (GO): proteolysis
Molecular function (GO): serine-type endopeptidase activity
Source: RefSeq, a predicted model, not a curated record
AGGUCCUGGAUGCGAAUCACUCGCUGUAAGCAAGUAAGUGAAUGAGCGAGUGUGUUAAGUGUCUGUUGUUGUUCAAUAUCUUAUCAAACCCAAGCCAUCAUUCGGCUGCUGUGGACGAUCAUGUCCCCUUUUCAAGGUUUUAUUUGCACUCUGGCUCUUCUUGGUCACUUUCGCGGGGCCAGAUCCCAGAGCAAUCCUUCCGUGAACCCGUGUCCAACCGGCCAGGAGUGCACCCCGCUGACGGAUUGCUUCGAAUUCGUCGAUCCCAACGUGAGGAUCCCCAUCAUCGAGAAGGACGAGUUUCCCGGGGAGAUCCCCGCUUUGCCCGACUUAGAGACCUCGUGCCCCAAAGAAAACGAGAAAUGUUGCGACAAGUUGAUGGUUGAUCUGAUCGAGCCUUGUGAGAAGCUACCCAAUCACCAAUGCAUUUCCUUCGCCGAGUGCAGCCAAGUUCGUGGCGGCCGAGUGGAGGUGGGCGUGAGGAACACCGACGACCGAUGCAACGACCUCGGUGCAGUGUGCUGCAACCUUGACGUCUUGAAAUCUGGAUCCAACGACACUGCAGACGUGAUCCCGAAAGCUCCCAUAACUUGCGGGGUCAGGAAGCUAUCGCUCGACGACAGAGAAGAACAAUUCAGUGCAGGUCGGAAGGACUCACAAUUUGGGGAGUGGCCUCACAUGUGCGCCAUAUUUUGGAUCGAUCGAACGGCCCAGAAGUUCAUUUGCGGGGGCUCACUCAUUUCGCCCGAAUUCGUCCUGACCGCAGCUCAUUGCACGAUAGCAUAUCAAACCAAGAGUCUAUUAGUUCGCUGUGGAGACAGCAAUUUGCAAGAUGAGCGGGAACCGGCCAAAUAUCAAGAAAGUUCCAUCAGGACGAUCGUCUAUCAUCCACGAUACAACGCCAACAACUUGGAAAAUGACUUCGUUGUCAUCCAGUUGGAAAAAGAGCUGAACUUGACCGAGCACAUUGGAACAAUUUGUUUACCCGAAGAACCUGGAGACAUAUCCUACACCGAGGACCAAUGCUUUGCCUCUGGAUGGGGAACUGAAAACCUAGAAGAAGAAGGCCUAUUCCAAGCCCAAUUGAAGCACGUCAAACUUCCUCUGAUCCCAUUCCGGAAGUGUGAAAACCUUCUGCGGAAAACAUCUCGUUUGAGCGAUACCUUCCGACUUCACCGGAGCUUCGUUUGUGCCGGAGGCGUCAAAGAUGAGGACACCUGCAAAGGCGAUGGGGGCGGACCCUUGGUGUGUCCGAGCACCAAAUACAAAGGACGCUACGUUCAAGUGGGCAUCACCUCGUGGGGUAUUGGGUGUGGCGAUGAAGACGUGCCGGGGGCUUAUGCGUUUGUCCGCUCAGGGAUAUGUUUCAUUCGUUGGACCGCCCAUUGCUUAAGCGCUGGCCGCGUUGAGGACUAUAUCGAAUUGGGUGUGUGUAAGGACUUCUUGGACCUCGAACGUAAUGGCUUCCAAUCUGAAUUGGAGGGCGUCGAGAUCGCACUACAAAAAAGCGCCGGAGAUGCCAGACGAGAAGUGAUCCUGGCCAAUAUGAGGAGUGCUUUGAGGUUGCAAUUGAGUCUGCUUGAAAAACUUCCCAAUAAUUGCGAUUUUCGAGGUUAACUGUAUUUUUUUCGUGAAAACCAUGUAGUUUGCGAACCAUUCACUUAAAUAGAAAAUGCACGGAUAAGCGGUG